AUGUCCCGUGAAAAUCAGAAGCUCAAAAUACGUAUUCGCCGUGGUGGCCGAAAACGCCCAGUGCCAAAGGGCUGCACCUAUGGAAAUCCCAAGAGCCAUGGCGUUAACCAACUGAAACCCUAUCGUGGACUGCAGUCGAUUGCAGAGGAGCGUGUGGAUCGUCGACUCGGUGGCUUGCGAGUUUUAAAUACGUAUUGGAUUGCCCAAGAUGCUUCAUACAAAUAUUUUGAGGUAAUCCUGGUUGACACUCACCACAGUGCCAUUCGGCGGGAUCCAAAAAUUAACUGGAUCUGCAAAAAUGUCCAUAAGCAUCGUGAAUUGCGCGGUCUUACAUCAGCCGGCAAGAGUUCCCGUGGUAUUGGCAAGGGAUAUGGAUACUCUCAGACUAUUGGAGGAUCUAGGCAAGCUGCCUGGAAGUGCAAGAACCGCGAGCAUAUGCACAAGAAGCGAUAAUGUGUAUAUUCCAUUUAAAUUUAAUUUAAAUUAAUAUUUGGCUAAUAAAUCAGUGCAGCAUAUAAAAAA
Drosophila kikkawai is the source of this 522-nucleotide messenger RNA. NCBI's taxonomy places the organism in Eukaryota, Metazoa, Arthropoda, Insecta, Diptera, Drosophilidae. The record is from RefSeq and is a predicted model, not a curated record.